Molecule: messenger RNA, 3001 nt
Organism: Coccinella septempunctata (seven-spotted ladybird)
Lineage: Eukaryota; Metazoa; Arthropoda; Insecta; Coleoptera; Coccinellidae
Gene: cutlet
Product: chromosome transmission fidelity protein 18 homolog
Exons: 1
Coding region: 150-2921 (923 amino acids)
Molecular function (GO): ATP hydrolysis activity; ATP binding
Source: RefSeq, a predicted model, not a curated record
CCCAUAAACACAAGCGUCAAAUUGGAGGUUACCGAAUUGUUUUUCAUUCAGAUUGCGAGAUUCCGUCUACGUAAAAUUCGUAGACUCAAUAAUAUUGAUAAAACUUAUGGUAAAAUUCAACAACUAAUUAAAGGCUUGAGCCACAAAAAAUGGGUGACUACCCAAAUUCAGACGAAGAAUUCGAACUUCAGUAUGGGGACGAACUAGAACUCUUAAACGAAGUGGACGAUUUCGAUGAGCCUGUUGUGAGAACAGCGGAAAAUAAGGCCCGAAAAAGUUUGGAUUAUGGUUUACAAAGAACUGUCACAACGAACACACAAUCAGAUUUAUUCUUCACGCAAUCACAAGAAUCCAAUAGUAGUCGAAACAAUCUCGAUAAUUCUUUCACAACCGAUUUUCAACCACUUAACGAAAGAAACGAUAAUAAUAUUCCCAAAAAUGUAGCAGACAGUAAUGAUUGUAUUAGCCAAGCCCCAUCAACUAGCCUAAUCAAUACUGCAGAGCAGCCACCAACUAAGAAACGUACAAUUGAAGAGUUAUUUGGAGAUAUUGACGAUCUUCUAUUUGAAAAUGAACGAAAAGCUAAGAAAAGCAGGCCUGAUACAAAAUUAGAGCAACAGAUGGAGAUGAUUGGCAAAAUUCUCGAACUCAGGAAGCAAAGGGAAGAGAAUGAUAAUAUUCUAUUUCGUAAAAAUAAUAGAAUUUCGGUGGAUGAUAGGGAUAAAUUAAAUUUAUCGUGGAGGGUACCUGCAUAUCCUUUUAUAAGUAUAACUAGACAUGAUAAGGAAAGAUUUUAUGUAAGAUGUCACUCUGAUGAUUAUGAAAAAGAGGAUGUAAGUAGAGUAAUAAAAGAUAUAAAUUUCGUAGGUGUAAUGGGAGAUAUGUUCAAAGAAACAUGGCAGAAAGCUCAAGAAAUCAUGAAUAAAAAUCUAGAUGAUUCUACAAAGAAUGAAGAUGUACAAAUGGAACUAGAGGAAGUUGAAGAAGACAAUGAACUUUGGGUGGAUUUAUAUAAACCCAAAAGGUAUUUGGAACUAUUGAGUGAUGAAGCCACCAACAGAGUUAUGUUGAAAUGGUUGAAACUAUGGGAUAAAGUUGUUUUCAAUCGUAGACCCAAAAUACGACCAGAAAAUAUUGAACCAUUAAAUAAGGCACGUACCAAAUUCAAUUUUAUCAAUAUUAUAGACAAUCAAUUAAAAUUAGAUGAAGAUGGAAGGCCUCUUUAUAAAGUAGCUAUGCUCUGUGGAAGACCAGGACUUGGUAAAACAACAUUAGCUCAUGUAGUUGCUAGACAUGCAGGUUACAAUGUCAUAGAGAUAAACGCUUCUGAUGACAGAAGCUUGGAAAGUUUCAGAACAUCUCUUGAAAAUGCCACACAGAUGCGAUCAGUAAUUGACCAGCAAAAACGUCCUAACUGCAUAAUCUUUGAUGAGAUAGAUGGAGCCCCUGCCAAUUCUAUAGAAUUUUUAGUCAAGUUUAUCAAUGGAACUGUCGUAAGAGGAAAGAAAAAAGAAAAAGGGGGUAAUACAUUGAAAAGACCAAUUAUUUGUAUUUGUAAUGAUGCUUAUGUCCCAGCUUUGAGAAGUCUUAGGCAAAUUGCUUUUAUUGUAAAUUUCCCUCCAACAUCCUCUGGAAGAUUAUCAGAGAGACUCCUGGAAAUAUGUAGAAAACAACUAUUACACACAGAUGUUGGAGCAAUGCUUGCUUUAGCAGAAAAGUCUAACAAUGAUAUAAGAUCUUGUUUGAGCAUACUACAUUUUUUCAAGACAAAGAAAAGAGCUAUUACAUUAUCUGAUGUUUACCGAUCUAAUAUUGGUCAAAAAGACAUGCAAAAGGGGUUAUUUUCAGUGUGGACAGAUAUAUUCAGUAUAGAGAGGGCAAAAGUGAAAUUUUCAGGUAUGCAAAACAUGCCCAAAGAGGAUAAAGAAAAAAAUUAUGAUAUGAGUUAUAAGGCACGAAUGCAGAAAGUCCUUGGUGUGGUUCAAUCCUUUGGGGACUAUGAAAGAUUGGCUCAAGGUGUAUUCGAGAAUUUUCCCCAGAUGCAGAUCAAGGAAGCUUCUUUGGUUGGAACCUGUCAAGCUUUGAACUGGUUUUGCUACACAGAUAAAAUCAACCGAUUUAUAAUGAGUGAACAAAACUAUAGCUUAAGUUCAUAUCUACCAUAUGCUUUUGUUGUGUGGCAUUUUCAGUUCUCAUCUUUAGUUUGGCCAAAAAUUAAGUAUCCAAAUGAAGGAUAUGAGGUCAGACAGAAACUCAAAAAUAACACUGCAACUGUAAAGGAAAUGAUCCAGGGAGUCCAACCUAAAGUAAGAGUAUUUGUCAAUGCUAAAAACUUGAUACUAGACACACUGCCUCUUUUAACAAGGAUAAUAAGUCCUUCUUUCCGGCCUGUGAACUUCCAUUUAUUCACUACUGAAGAAAAAGAAAUGUUUGUUAGAGUGGUUGAAAUCAUGAUUGAUUAUAAUCUAAAUUAUGUACAGGAAAAAAAUUCAGCUGGUAUAUACGAGUUCAAAUUAGAUCCAGAUGUAAUGCCUAUAGUUAUGUUUCCAAACAUAUCACAAGAUAGAAAAGUUUUAUCUUAUUUCAACAAGCAGUUGCUAUCUAGGGAAGUUGAAAUAGAAAGAAUUAAAAAGGUUCAAAUUUCAACAAGAGAAAACCCUGCAUCAAACAAUUCAAAGAAGGAUGUUACUUUGUUGAAAUCGCCAGAAGAGCAGAAACUACCAAAUCACUUGCAAAGAUUGAAGGUGAAAUCGUUGAAGAAAAUCGAACCAGCUGUUACCAAAGACUUUUUCGGAAGGAUUAUCCAGACCCCAACCGGCAGCAACAAGGGGCCCCAAUUACAUGGAGACAUUUGGUAUAAAUAUAAAGAAGGUUAUAGUAAUGCUGUCAGAAAAAAGAUUAAAAUGUCAAGCCUAUUGUAAAUAUAGUGUAAAUUCCAAAUACAUAUUGUUUUUCAUCACUUUUUAUAUUUAGUUAACAAAUAAAUAAAUUAUUUUUCAUA